Molecule: messenger RNA, 1065 nt
Organism: Caenorhabditis remanei
Lineage: Eukaryota; Metazoa; Nematoda; Chromadorea; Rhabditida; Rhabditidae
Exons: 4
Coding region: 1-1065 (354 amino acids)
Source: RefSeq, a predicted model, not a curated record
AUGGAAGAAUGGAUUCAAAUGCUUUAUGAUGAUAGGGAGAUGUGCUCAAAACCAGGACCAAUCGGAUAUAGUGUCAGUUUGACGACUGCUCAUAUUAUAGCCGCUCCUAUUUAUGCGGUUGCAUUUUAUACGUUGUAUGCAGAGAAGUCACCGAAUUUCAAAAUUUAUAAGAGAUAUUUAGCUGUUCACGCGAUUUGCAACAUAAUAUUUGAAUUCCACUUAUCCGUAGUCUUGAGACCCGUUAUCUAUUUACCAUAUCCGAUUGUUCGAUUCACUGGUAUCUUCAUGUUGCGAUAUAUAAACGGAAGCCUUACAUUUUUUAUUUUCGUUUUGUUCAUAUUCGGUAUAUGCUGGUCGAUUGUAGAACUAUUCCACUAUCGAUUCAAACUGAUUGUGGGCAGUAGUUUAACUUCGGAAUGGAUCAAAAAGACAGCCAGAAUUGCAGCUGUUACUAGAUGGACGUUGGCUGUUUUAACUCUUGUUACGGUAUUCACAAUACCUCUGUGUGUUAUUGGAAUGUUCGAUCAGACAAUGCACAAAAUGAGAUUCUCUCAGAUUCUCAAUCAAUACCCAGAAAUUCUCUGCAUGUCAGCACUAACACUUCCAAAAACUGCCGAUACAGGACUGAAGCCAAUUCAUCUUUUCAAUAUUUCCGCUUUCUUCUUCAUCGGUGUCGGAUUCUUUCUAUCUGGUUUCAUGGGAUUGACAUCAUAUUUGGCACUACGAAGAAUGGUUGCACAAACAAGAGCUUCAAUGAAAACAGUGGCCAUGCACAAGGCAUUCCUAAUCAGCUUGUUCUCACAAGUUUGUGUUCAUGGGGUUAUGCUAGGCUUCCCUGUUUUUAUUUAUAUCAUUGCAGCGAUAUUCAAUUUCGAUGGAAAUGAAGUUGCCUAUGUGGCAAUCGUAAUGGCAUCCCUGCAUGGAACCAUGAGUACCCUUGCUAUGAUCCUUCUGAAUAGACCGUUGUAUGAGCUUUUUAUGACAAAAAUUUGGAGAGUUUUCCCUCCAAACAUGGUUUUCAUACGAGAUCAAUCAUCUUUCAUUUCAACCGGUGUUUCUCGGUGA